Messenger RNA from Oenanthe melanoleuca, 4103 nucleotides. It is a transcript of the gene SLX4IP, whose product is annotated as SLX4 interacting protein. The record is from RefSeq and is a predicted model, not a curated record. NCBI's taxonomy places the organism in Eukaryota, Metazoa, Chordata, Aves, Passeriformes, Muscicapidae. The coding region runs from base 374 to 1687 and encodes 437 amino acids. The transcript has 11 exons.
CGGCGGGCGCGGCCAUUUUGGGUAGGGCAGGGCAGGGCAGAGCCGGGGAGCGGCGUGAGGAGGGGGCGGCCGCUUUGUGCUGCCCGGCUCUUGCGGCACCGCCUGGGCCUCCAGCCCCUCAUUUCUCCGCGGUUAAACCUCUGAGGGGAUGCUCGGACAGCCGGGGCUCUGGCGGCGGUGCCGGUCGGCUCCUACCGAGCCUCCCUCAGGUACCUCCUCUCCCCAGGUGUGGUAAAGGAGAUGGGCAGUGGGUGAAGCUUGCUGCUGUAUUUCCAAGUGUGUGCCAGGAGUUUUCAGUUCCUUGUCCCUUCCAAACUGCAUUUCCUCACCACAGGAAGCUGCUUUGCUAAGGACCAGCUUACACUGACCUAUCAUGGCAUCCAACAAAUUUGUUAUUAAGUGUGGGAACUUUGCUGUCUUGGUGGAUGUUCAUAUUUUGCCUCAAGGUUCCAGUAAAGACACCAGCUGGUUUUCAGAUCAUGAGAAAGAGGAGGUCUGCAAGCUGCUAGAAGAAGUUGUUGCUUCAAGGGUCAAACACUACCUGGAGGCACCUAAACAACGUGGUCAGUGGAAACCCAUGGAACAUGGAUCAGCUGGGCCUUUGUUUCUUACCGCCAACAGUUUGCACAUUACUGCCUACUUUAUGAAGAGAUGGGUUAAUCUCCGUUGUGCUCUAGGGAAACAUUAUCGUGAUCUCCGUGUGUUUCCAGAGAAAUUUAUUGUUUGUGUCAGUAAACUUGACUUUGAUCCAAGUGCUUGGACAUGUGACAAUGAUGGAUUGAAAGAAGAACUUUCCAACAUUAAGUCUGAAUAUUUUACUGAAUCUGCUGAGAACAAGAAGCUUAAGAUUCGUCUGAGUGAACAAAUAAAGCAAGACAUUCUGAGGAAAAUUGUAAAGAGGAGAAAACCAAGGAGUAGUAGUGCAAGCAAACCUCAAAUCAGCAAGGACUCCAAGAAAGUGUCUCUUGGCUCAGUGGACUCGCAGGCAGAGAACAGAAAGAACGACUGUCAGACUUCUCUCAGUGCUCGGCCUGAUGUGAGACGUAGGAGUCCAGGCCUGCUGAAGGACUGCACAAACACAGCUGAGAGCAGCUUGGAGCUUCCUGUAUUAGAGCAGAGAAAUGAUGUUAAUCAGAGACAGCCAGAUGAUGUUUGCAGCCAGCAAAAACCUCACUCUCUGCAGUGGUUGGAGGCAAGUCUUCGAAGUGAGAGCCCUCCUUGCAGCUCUGAGUCAGUGCUGCCGGCUCCAAAACAAAGGCGGAGAGUGACCAAAACACAGGCUCAGCUAAGGACCUCUGCUUCAGAGGAAAAGCUGAAGCAUGUCACAGAAGUGUCCUCUGAAGGGGCUCCUUUAACUUCUGUCAAUACAGAAAUGAGUAAGUGUGAUGGCAGUUGUUUGGAGGAGAAGACACCCCUUAAUUCCAGGCUGUUUUCAAAGCAAGACGUGACAAAGACUGUGGUUGACAAGAACUGGUCUCUUUCUGUGAGCAGCAGUGGAGUGCACACAAGCCAAAAUGAGCCAAGCACAGCCACUGAAGAGCUGCCUGCAGUGCCAGCAUCAUGUCCAGAAAUGCACCCCAUGCCUUCAGAGAAGCUUUCCCAAAAAAGAAAAAAAGAAAUAGGAAAUGGUCUCGGGAAGUUAAAACUGCGAAGGCUUAAGAAAUCAAAAUCUGAAAUACUGCCUUGAUGGCAUGGUUGGUCAGCCAAGGUUGUGAGUAAGCAAAGAGUAGGAAGCAAUUCAAAAUUAUGGAAAUUAAUAAAAAUACAAAAUCAAAAUUGGAGAAUGUAUUUUAAGAAAAUUUAGUUAACUAAGCAUCUCAGUAAUUUGGGGCUGUAAUAAAGGUAAUCCUUUUAAGUCUUUAGGAAUUAGUCAUUAUUAUUGCACAAGUCAGCAUCGUAUUUAUGGAAAGAAAAAUCUCUUAUAUCUACUAAGCAAUAUUUUAGAUUUAUAUAUAUAUUCUGUGCUAUUAGAAAGUCAUAUCAGCUGGUGACAGCAAAAGUUAAAACCCCUUAUGUGAACUGUUAGGAGCUGAAGUUAUUUGGUAUCUUGCUUGUUUCUGAGCAUGUAGUUUAUUUUAAUAAAAUUUAACCCUUUCUCUAUAUUAGAAAGUUCAUGGUUUACUCACAUGAUGUGUACAACAAUAAAGCAAAUUAAGUUUAUUUUAAAUAAAUCUUUAACCAGGAUCAAUAGCUAGUGAUUCGAGGCCCACUUUUUCAGAGAAGUUUCUAAAUAACUAGUUUCUGCUUAUGUAGUUUUGAUAUGAACAUGUAACUCUAGCCUAUGUUGUGGAUAUAUCAUGCAUUCAGUCUUGGGGACAAAUGAAGGUUGUUUUUAUAUAUUUAGAUUUAUGUAUUUACACCUGGAUGUGCAAACAUCAUUCUUGGGUGAAGUUCAUAUAUAAACAUGUAUACACAUCUUCAUGGAUAUGUGUUUCAAUCAAAAUCAGGCCUUGCUUGUGUGAAAGGGCAACAUGCUGGUUCUCAUGUGGUACUAAUACCAGAGUUAAAUCUUAUUUUAAGAUAAAAUUUAAUUUCACAGUACUUGUUCAUACUGCUUCUUAAGUUUAAAUGCUAAUGAGCUAGGGAAAUGUACCUUUUUAUUUCAUGCUUAUCUUUUUUAAAUGUGUAAAAUAAAUUUAUAAGCUGUUUUCUUUCAUCUUUCUUAAGAUCAGUGAGACCACAGACACUGAAUCAGCAGUGCCAUGGCAGCAAGGAGGGGCAGCUGGGCACAGGAGGGGAUUGUCCUGCUCUGCUCUGACCUGGCCCUACCUCUCCUCAGGGGCUGGGGACAGUUUUGGGCAUUGGAAUUUAAAAAAAUAGAUAAAGGUAUUAGAGAACAUCCAGAGGAGUGCGUGAGGAAGGGCCUUGAAGGGAAGUGGCUGAGGGCACUGGGUCUGUUCUGCCUGGAGAAGAGGAGACUGAGGGGAGACCUCACUGCAGCUACAACUUCCUCGUGAGUGGAACAGGAGGGGAUGACACUGAUCCCUGGGAGCCAGUGACAGGAUCUGAGGGAAUGGCCUGAAGAUAUGUCAGGGCAAGUUGAGGUUGGCUCUCAGGAAGAGGUUUUUCACCCAGAGCACGGUUGGACACUGAACAGACUCCCCAGGGAAGUGGUCACUGCACCAAGCCUGGCGGAGCUCAACAAGCAUUUGGGUGAGUUUGUUGGGAUGUCCUGUGCAGGGCCAGCAGCUGGACUUUGAUGAUCCUUGUGAGUCUCUUCCAGCUCAGCAUGUUCUGUGCUCUGUGAUUUUAUGUGAAGUAAUUUAGAAAAAUCUCAGUGACAUUUACUUACGACUGUGGAUCUCCUCAUUGAGGUUAAAGAGAUGAUUCACAUCCAGGAGCAUUAGAGUUGGUGGUGUAACCCAGGUCCUGAUGAGAGUUAGCAGCUCUGCAGCUGACAGCAAGACACUGCUGAUUGUACAGCUUCCUGCUGGAAAUUAUUUCUGCUCUAGCUGCAAAUGAAGAAGAUUCUGCAUGUGUCUGGAGGACAUGUUCUCUUUUUUUCUUUCAGUUUCUCAGUGCUUUGCAGUCAGGUUGCAAAUCCUCACCCAGCUCCAGGCUCUGCUAAAAGAUCUUUCCCAGUACCAGCAAAACCAAGGCUGCAAAGAACCUGGUUUGGAGGAAGAAGAGCCUGAGUGUGAUUCCUGCCUUCACCAAACCUGCUAUGGAUCCAGGUGAAUUUUCCACCCGCUUGGCUCUUGCACUUCCCGUGAGGGCCACAAACAUUGGAAGAGAUGUAGCGAACCCCUUCGGGUGUGCUGUUGGAAGCCACUGCCACGGUGCAGCUGUCAAUUACUGCAGAAAAACAGCAGAGACCAGCAUGAGAAUUACCCCUGCAACCUGAUUCCUUAAGAGCAACAUUUUCACUUCCAGCUAUGGAUGUUUAGAAAACACUCGUGCCAUUUAAUAAUUCAGGUUGGAAAAGACCUUUAAAAUCAUUGAGUGAAACCAUAAAUAUAUAGCUGCAAAAACGUUUGGAGUCAAUAAAUAAAUAAAAUAUCAUUGGACUCUGCCAAUUGCGCAUAAUAUAAUCACAACAUCUUCUCUUGAUGAUUGCUGGAACACAUCUAUGCCCUGGAAUAAAUGCAUCAGUCUAUUUGCUA